Messenger RNA from Triticum urartu, 3978 nucleotides. The record is from RefSeq and is a predicted model, not a curated record. Lineage: Eukaryota; Viridiplantae; Streptophyta; Magnoliopsida; Poales; Poaceae.
CAAAAGAUCCUUUUGUUGAUCCAGGAAGAAAAGAAAAAGGUGGCGCAAGAACAGCUUGCUUGUGUAAUUCAAAUGCCUCUUCCUUGAUUUGGGGAAAGGGGAAGGCUUGCAAAUUCUGAAGCAUGGAGGAGAUGCCAAGCGAGAAGAAACAAAGUGAAUCUGGAUCAAUUAAUUGCGCACCUAGUUCAAGCAGCAGCCAGGACAUUCCCAAUUCACUGGUGAAUAAAGAUGAAGACCUCGCUAUUGGGGUGGUAACAGAGUUAAAGAAGGAGGGGACGCCCAUUGAACAGAAGGAGGUAAGGGCGUCAACGGCCAUCGACUUGAAGGAGGAGGGUACAACCACCCAACUGAAGGAGGAAGGGGCUUCCAAGGAGGAUGAGGCAGCUGUUGACUCCAAGGAAGAGGGGGCGAAAACCGAAUUGGAGGAAAAGAUGAUGUUAUCCCAGAAGAGAGACUAUGAGAAGGCUAUCGAACUUAAGGGAGAGGGGACAAGGCUAUUCCAGAGGCGGGAUUAUGAGGGGGCGGCUCUUGAGUUUGAUAAGGCAAUAAAGCUUUUGCCAAAGGGGCACGAUGAUAUCGCCUUCCUCCACUGCAAUAUUGCUGCAUGUUACAUGCACAUGAAACCUGAGAGUUAUGAACGAGCGGUUGACGAGUGCAACGCAGCACUGGAAGCAUCGCCGAAGUAUACAAAUGCAUUGCUGAAAAGGGCACGAUGCUUUGAAGCAUUGGAUAGGCUGGAUCUGGCUUGUGAGGAUGUGCAGAAGGUGCUGAGCUUGGAACCAAACAAUGUCACUGCAUUGGAGCUCUACGAGAGCCUUAGGGAGGAGAUGGAGACAGAAAAUUUAUUGGAGAAUCAGGUUGUGUCACCGGUAGAGCCUAAGGCCGGUUUUUCAAAAGAGAAGAUCCAGAGGAAAGUAUCUCGCAGAUUUAGAAACAAUUCCAUAGUUGAGGAGGUGUGGUUGAUUCACGAUGACGAUGAGCAAGAGAAUGAUGAAGAUGGCAACGAAGAAGAGUGCAGUGAAGAAAACCACAUGGAGAAUGACUUAAGCAAUGAAGGAAAUGAUACCCGGGAGAUGCCAUCGAGACAUAAUCAUGACGAGGAUAAAAGGAACACGGAACAGAACCAGGUGAAGCAUGGUCAGCACAAACUAGGAGCAGAUGAUGAAGGCCAACGACUGCAGCAUGCUCCGAGGGAUGCGGAACAAAUGCACCACAAAGAAACAGAGAGUCAAAAUAAGCAUGAAAAGCCCCUCAAAGAGAUAAAGGUGAGAAGUGGUCAGGAUCAGCAGGUAAUGCAUACAAAGCAGAAUCAAGUCGCCCAUAUGGAUGUGCGUCAAAAGCAAAUUGAGGAUGUACCAACCACUAGCCGUAGCAACCAAGAAAUUCACUCUGAGAUGUAUGAAAGGUUUAUCAAUGGCAACCAAGCAAGACGCUCCUUAAAGCGGCAUACUAGUCGUGGCGGGGACAAGCAGGAAAAGCAAACUUCAGUUAAACUAGCAAGUCCUGGGGGAGAUGAGCACCAAAAACAGAAGCGCGCAUAUGCUAGCGAUGGAGAAACAAAGACUGUAAAGUUUGUUAUGGGAGAUGACAUAAGGAUUGCACUUGUUCCAGAAGACUGUAGUCUACGGCAAGCGAUAAACGUAGCUCGGUGUAAGUACAGUCCCCACCUGAAGGCAAUGCUUCUUAAGUUUCAGGACAUAGAGGGUGACUUGGUGACAAUUACAUCAACUGAGGAACUAAGGUGGGUUGAGGAUCUGAAGCAAGGACCCGCUCGGCUGUACAUAAAAGAAGUAAGUCCUGAGCGCGAGAUCACCAAGGACAUCGUCAUGCCCAAUAUUUCUACGGCAACACUGGAAAGAAAGCAUAGCAUCUCUGAGUGCGGAAGCGCUAGACACCCAGCAGAAGACAAGAGCUCAUCAUAUGCUGAUGACUGGAUGGUGCAGUUCGCUCGUCUAUUCAAGAACCAUGUUGGUUUUGAUUCUGAUGCAUUAGUGGAUCUCCGUGACCUUGGUACGCGGCUGUGCAUUGAGGCAAUGGAAGACACCAUCACAAGCGAAGAAGCCCAGGAGAUAUUUCAUGCCGCAGAGGCAAAAUUUCAGGAAAUGGCAGCUUUAGCAUUGUUUAACUGGGGCAACAUACACAUGUCUCGUGCAAAGAAACGACUAUCUUUAUCAGAGGAUGCUUCAAAGGACUCUGUACUUUCCCAGGUCAAAACCGCAUACGAACUGGCAUGCGCUGAAUACGUCAAAGCUGGAAAGAAGUUUGACGAUACCGUGGAUGUAAAGCCAGACUUUUAUGAAGGCCUUAUUGCGCUUGGAAAUCAACAGUUUGAGCAAGCAAAACUUUCUUGGCGUUAUGCAGAUGCUUGUAAGGUAGACAUGCGAACUGAAGUACUAGAGCUAUUCAAUCGUGCUGAGGAUAAUAUGGAAAAAGGAAUGGAGAUGUGGGAGGGAAUAGAAUACUUGCGACUAAAAGGGUUAUCUAAAUCAAAAAAGGAGAAAAUCCUACUGGAUAAGUUGGGAUUGGAUGGGCACCAAAAAGAUUUAACAGCAGAUGAAGCGUUUGAGCAAGCUUCAAAUAUGCGAUCACAGCUAAACAUUUCAUGGGCUACCAUUCUUUAUGAGCGAUCAGUAGUAGAAUUCCAGUUAGGUCUUGCUAGCUGGGAGGAGAGUCUCACCGAAGCAAUUGAGAAAUUUAAGACCGGUGGAGCUUCGCUGGCAGAUAUCAGUGUAAUGAUAAAGAACCAUUGUGCGAAUGAGAAAACUCAAGAAGGUAUGAUGUAAUCGUGUGACCUUUUUCUGUAAUUUUUUGUUCCUCUGUUGCUAAAUCAUCAAUACCAAAACUUGUAUGUGUACACCAUGUAUGUUAAUAAUUUCAUGCUUCUUAUAAUGAUUAUUCUGGGAAAUGUAAGCUUCUGCAUGCAGUUCAAGUUUUACUACCUCAUUCAUUGAGAAAGACAAUCUAAACCCUAACAUAGGGAGCCAUCUUCAAAUAUUUUUAGUGGACCACUAGUGUUAACCAGAAUUGGUGGAUGGCUAUUUGUAAUAGUAUAAAAAAAAGACUACGACACAUUUCCAAAUAUCCAACUUAUACAGACUUGUAUGUUAUCGCGAAGAAACGCAAACAUUAGGAUCUGCCAUAGUCAGUGUGUAGCUUGCCACUAUCCAAAGACAAUUGGUUUCAUCAGCGGAUAGUAAGGUAUGUCCACAACAACUGUCAUGCUACAAUUUGUAAUAAUAGAUUCCGGAAGCAACUUCAGUAUUACUUCAAAAAUGUUUAUGGACAAAAAAAUCAGAUAUCAUUAAUUUGUCUUGGUCAUGUUAUGCCUUACAAAUAGCAAAAAUUACAUUUAAUCCUGGUGCUCAUUGUUACAUUUUAACUUAACUAAUCUGCUAUGCUAGAAGUUCGAAAUUUUAGAUCCUCUUAACUACAUUCAAGGGCAUAUAAGUUGUUAAGAUUUUUUUCUUUGUUAUUCAGGAUUGAGCUUCAAGAUUGAUGAGAUAGUUCAAGCAUGGAACGAAAUGUACGAUGCUAAAAAGUUGGAAAAUGGUAGUUCUUCUUUCCGUCUUGAACCUUUAUUUCGAAGACAGCCUUCGAAGUUGCAUAAUGUACUAGAGCACAUAAAGUACACAUGAGCUUGUAUUUAACAUAGGACUUGAUGCUGUCGACAUGAAUACGAAUGUUGAUACUAAUUGAAAAAGGUAAUUUCAUUCUUUAAUGAGAUGUAUUAUUGAGGUUAUUCCAAGAUAUCUAUUUGAUGUAAUACACUAGUCCUAGAAAAGUAACCGCGGCAACUUUUUCACCAUGCGGAAUCAUUAAAUAUAAACCAUAAUAAUGACUGGAUAUAUAUAAAAUUAAGAAUGUGAUACAAUAAAUCACAAUAUCCCUUAUGCAGUGACCAAAGCAAUAAUACCAUAAUGAUAUAACGAAAUGAAGUGUUGUGGGCACUGGGGCCACAUUUCACUCUAAUACUCCAAC